GAGAGCCGGAGAGCGAGAGGAAGCGGACCACAGCAUCUUUGCCGGAGCAUCCCCAGGGUACCAGCCCGGCAGGCGUCAUGAGUAAGCUGAGCUCUAAUGAGUCACCGUCCCCCAACGAGAUUCCUGGCCGGGAGGAAAAAGACAAAGCUGGGAGUACCAAGAAGGUGGAAGCUGAAGAGGAGGAAAUAGACAUUGAUCUGAACGCGCCUGAAACCGAGAAAGCCGCCUUGGCCAUCCAGGGCAAAUUCCGACGCUUCCAGAAACGGAAAAAGGACCCCAGCCCCUGAGCAGCCACAGCGCCGACCUCACCUCUCCACCGCUCUCCCCAUUAACCUCGGGCCCCGCCUCCCGACCCUCUCCUCCCUCUGCGCAGCCUGCCUCGCCCCGUUUCCUCUUAUCCUACCCAUGUCAGGUGGGGCUAGUGAAAUUUUGCACGUUCUGUAAUAUAAUCAAGCAGGGGUGGGGUGGGUUUUCAGGGUAUGAGAGGGGUCAGACUCUCUCCAAA
Molecule: messenger RNA, 505 nt
Organism: Gekko japonicus
Lineage: Eukaryota; Metazoa; Chordata; Lepidosauria; Squamata; Gekkonidae
Gene: PCP4L1
Product: Purkinje cell protein 4 like 1
Exons: 3
Coding region: 78-287 (69 amino acids)
Source: RefSeq, a predicted model, not a curated record